AGACAAUAUAAUAAUUGUAUUUGUCAACUAUAAAAUUGCAUAAUUUCGUUUUUAUUUUCUUGAACUUAUUAAUUCAAGAUGAUCACAUAUGAGUUAUCGUUAAUAUUAAGAAAUAUGCCAAGGAAUGAGAUAUUUUCUACGCUAAAACGAACAGCAGAAUCCAUAUUCGAUAAGGGAGGAGUUAUUAGGAAAAUAGAAAAUUUGGGAGCCAGAGACCUUCCAUUUAAAAUGAGUGAACAUGGACAAGUGUAUCGACAAGGAAAUUAUUUUUUAAUGACAUUUGAUUCUCCUCCUAACGCAAUUUCUGAUUUACAUGAAGGAUAUAGUAGAGACAUCGAUAUCAUCCGGAAAUGUAUAUACAAAACUCAAGAUUCAGUAGUUGAAAGCUGCACAUUAGAAGAAGAACUUUUACCGCCAGCUUAUAGAACUGAAGUACAAGCAUUAAUAGCACAGGCUAAGAAAAGUCCAAACCGUAAGUUGAAACUGAAAAGCGUGUUGGAUUAUUAUCCUUUCCAAAGAUAAUUUAAAUAUUACAAUAAAAAAACAUAGUAUAAUUGUC
This is a messenger RNA of Ctenocephalides felis (cat flea), 559 nucleotides long. RefSeq names its product probable 28S ribosomal protein S6, mitochondrial. Gene Ontology annotation, biological process: translation. Gene Ontology annotation, cellular component: ribosome; mitochondrial small ribosomal subunit. The transcript has 3 exons. The coding region runs from base 79 to 522 and encodes 147 amino acids. NCBI's taxonomy places the organism in Eukaryota, Metazoa, Arthropoda, Insecta, Siphonaptera, Pulicidae. The record is from RefSeq and is a predicted model, not a curated record. Gene Ontology annotation, molecular function: structural constituent of ribosome; small ribosomal subunit rRNA binding.